This is a messenger RNA of Mya arenaria, 1575 nucleotides long. RefSeq names its product leucine-rich repeat-containing protein 74B-like. The coding region runs from base 1 to 1575 and encodes 524 amino acids. Gene Ontology annotation, molecular function: protein binding; calcium ion binding. The transcript has 11 exons. Lineage: Eukaryota; Metazoa; Mollusca; Bivalvia; Myida; Myidae. The record is from RefSeq and is a predicted model, not a curated record.
AUGUCGGCGUCCCACGAGUCUUGGCUUCCGGGGCUGCAGUCCCUCCUCAAGGGCCCCGUGCUAAUCACGCAGCCGACACCGGAAGAGGGAGUUGACGAUGAAGUCAUCGAUGACGUCAUCGACGUCUCGAUCGACACGAUUGACACGGUCGACACGGACUACGAAACAGACCUCGACAUGGACUAUGAAGAGUGGAUAGCCGAGGAUAUGAUCGGCGACGAGGCGAGACAGCAGCAAACGUACGUUAACCAGUGUAACGAGACAGGUGUCAUCCCCGUCUCCUACUUCCUGCGCCACAUCACGAACACCACGUUCCGUAUGCGCCACCACGGCCUUGGGCCCCUCGGUGCCAAGGCCAUCACUAUCUCGCUUAAGGAGAACCACGAUAUCGAACACCUGGACCUGGAGGGGAACUGGAUACAGCGGGAGGGAGCCUCAUACAUGGCAACCAUGCUCCGGGAGAACAUGUUUAUCACAGAUAUUAACCUCUCUGAGAACCAGCUGGGGCGGGACGGGGCGGAUGUCCUUUGUAAAGCUCUACACAAAAACGAGCUGCUCCGAACACUCGACCUCUCAGGAAACAACCUGCUUGACUCGGGAGCGUCGUCGAUCUGCGAGAUGUUGCAGAAAAACACGUUCCUGAAACACCUGUACCUCGCUAACAACAAGUUUGAGGAGCAGGCGGCCCACAACUUCCGGGAGGCGCUCUCACAUAACGAGACGCUCGAAACGCUCGACCUUGGCUGGAACCAUUUUCGCACAAACGGAGCCGUUUCAAUCGCAGAGGGACUCCAGGAAAAUUACGGUUUACGGUCACUCUUGCUAACUAUGAACGGGUUCAGCGAGCCAGGGGCGGAAGCUCUGGGUCGGGCGCUGAAGCAUAAUCGCACCCUGACAGAGCUAGAUGUGAGCCAAAACCGCAUCAAGGAAAUAGGCGCCGGCCACAUCGCACUCGGCCUCCAGACCAAUGAUGUCCUCAAGAAACUCAAGCUUGGUUACAAUCCUAUCAGCGAGGACGGGGCCCUGGCGCUGCUCACCGCCAUCUCAAAGAACGACCAGAGCUGCGUCAAGCACAUAGAUCUAUCUGAGGUGUUUGUGUCGGCGGACUUUAAAACUCUCCAGACGCGGAUGGAGGCUGAGAGGAUGAUGUUCAUAAUACACGCGGGUGUGGUGAACUGCAGGGGCUCGGACAGCGACUACAUCCUGGAAACGUUUCGCCGGCACCCGUUCGAGAAGCUGAGGAAGUAUGUGCAGUCGGCCGGAUACCGCCUCGUCGACCUCUUCCGGGACUUCGACAAGGACGGCAGCUGCACCAUAACAUUUGAAGAGUUUGAAAGGGGGCUUAAGAUGGGAAAUGUAAAGAUUACCGAGAGCGAGAUCGCCUGCCUUAUGCAGACGCUAGACCUCAACAGAGACGGCAUGCUCGACUUCAGCGAGUUGAUGAAGGGAGACAAGGAGUAUAGGCGUCAGCUGCGGCAAGAUGCUCAGUGCCAGGAUGACAGGAAGGUUCAGAGGGACGCUAAUCGCCUCCAGAAACGCGAGAGUAAGUUCCUCGAUGACAUCAUUAACGGCUAA